Molecule: messenger RNA, 693 nt
Organism: Phytophthora infestans T30-4
Lineage: Eukaryota; Oomycota; Peronosporomycetes; Peronosporales; Peronosporaceae
Exons: 3
Coding region: 1-693 (230 amino acids)
Source: RefSeq, a predicted model, not a curated record
AUGGACGACGACUCGGAAGAAGAGUACUAUUUCACCUACAUGUUGCCUGAGGGCGGGGUGGACAACACGAGCGCAGUGCGGGGCAAACACGGCGGGUCCACCAAAGGCAGGAGAGCAAAUAAAGAGCGGGAUCGAGAAAUGUGGGGUGAACGCCUAAUGAGUGACUACUUUAACGACAACCCAGUCUACGAUGAUGAUGACUUCCGCAGGCGAUUUCGUAUGCGUCGUAACCUCUUUGAGCUCAUUACCAUUGCCCUGGUUGAGGAUGAAGAAUGCAGCUACUUCGUCCAGCGUAGUGACGCAACUGGACGUGCUGGUUUCCUACCAGAACAGAAGGUGACGUGUGCUUUACGGAUGUUGGCAUAUGGAGCAUCAGCAGAUCAAUUAGAUGAGUUGAUUCGUAUGGCUGAGUCCACAGUGUUGGAGACCUUAAAGCUGUUCUGCAAAAAUAUUAUCCGAUUAUUUGGUCCAGAGUAUCUUCGAAAGCCGACCAAGGAUGACUUGAAAAUACUUCUUGCCGAGAAUGCUGAGCGCGGAUUUCCGGUAUCAGUGCGCCCCAAGGCAACAAGCGUAGAUGUUACGCUGCCCAGCAGGAAGCCGCUCGCAAAGACGUUGAACGCACAUUUGGAGUAUUACAACAACGCUUUCGAAUUCUUGCCCUGCCCUGUAAACUAUGGAGUGUCGAUGCAAUGA